Molecule: messenger RNA, 1167 nt
Organism: Nanorana parkeri
Lineage: Eukaryota; Metazoa; Chordata; Amphibia; Anura; Dicroglossidae
Gene: PHKA1
Product: phosphorylase kinase regulatory subunit alpha 1
Exons: 12
Biological process (GO): glycogen metabolic process
Cellular component (GO): phosphorylase kinase complex
Molecular function (GO): calmodulin binding
Source: RefSeq, a predicted model, not a curated record
CGAAUACCGGGAGGGUUCAGUGUCUGACCGUUUACCGCGAUGAGAAGCCGGAGCAACUCUGGUGUCCGCCUAGAUCGAUAUGCCAAGCUGGUCCAGCAGACCAUUCUCUGUCACCAGAAUCCGGUCACGGGUUUACUGCCGGCCAGCUGUGAACAUAAAGAUGCCUGGGUGCGGGACAAUGUGUACACAAUCCUGGCGGUAUGGGGUCUGAGCCUCGCGUACAGGAAGAACGCGGACCGGGAUGAGGACAAGGCGAAGGCCUAUGAGCUGGAACAGAAUGUGGUGAAGCUUAUGAGAGGUCUUCUCCAAUGCAUGAUCAGACAGGUACGUGUGCCUACAGCUUGGCCAACAGCCGUCUAUGUACAGCCUUCAAAAGGUCUUCACAUAGUCUACACUCUGGAUGAAGUCACCUUUAUACAAAAUUUGGUCUUUUACAUUGAAGCAGCUUAUAAAACAGCGGACUUUGGGAUGUGGGAACGGGGCGAUAAGACCAAUCAGGGCAUCAGCGAGCUGAACGGCAGCUCGGUUGGAAUGGCCAAGGCUGCCCUGGAGGCGUUGGAUGAGCUCAAUCUGUUUGGUGCUAAAGGCGGCCCCCAGUCUGUCAUCCAUGUGUUGUCUGAUGAGAUCCAGCAUUGUCAGUCUAUUCUUCAGUCCAUGCUCCCGAGAGCUUCCACGUCCAAGGAGAUAGACGCCGGCCUCUUUUCCGUCAUCUCCUUUCCAGCCUUUGCUGUGGAGGACGCUCAGCUAGUGGACAUCACAAAACAGGAAAUCAUUAUCAAGUUACAGGGCCGGUACGGUUGUUGUCGUUUUCUGCGUGACGGAUAUCGCACUCCGCUGGAGGAUCCCUCGCGGCUGUACUAUGAGCCGGCGGAGCUGAAGCUGUUUGAGAACAUUGAGUGUGAGUGGCCUCUGUUCUGGACGUAUUUAAUCCUGGAUGGGAUCUUCAUUGGUGACAUGGAGCAGGUGCAGGAAUACAGAGAGGCUCUGGAAGGCGUCCUCAUCAAGGGGAAGCACGGCGUGCAGCUGGUCCCAGAACUGUACAGCGUCCCGGAAGAUAAGGUGGAAGAAGAAUAUAGAAACCCGCACAGUGUAGACCGGAUCCCCAUGGGAAAGCUUCCACAUAUGUGGGGGCAAUCCCUCUACAUUCUAGGAUGUCUGAUGUCCGAG